AUGGAGACCGAAGAACAAGUAGCUAAAGGACUCACAAAUCCAAACGUAGUCAGCAAAUACAGAGAGGCCGCAAACAUAGUAAAUAGAGCUCUACAAGCUUUAGUCCCUCAAUGCCAAGCAGGCGCUGAUGUAUCAACUCUUUGUUCCAAUGGAGAUCAGCUGAUCGAGCAAGGCCUAGCUACAGUUUUCACAAGUGCUCCAAUAGAGAAAGGAAUUGCAGUCCCUACCUGCAUUUCUGUAAACCAUAUUUGUGCACAUUACAGUCCAUUACCUGAAGAAUCAUACACUCUUCAGCCUGGCGAUCUGAUUAAAAUCGAACUUGGUGCUCAUAUUGAUGGUUACAUUGCAAAUGCUGCAACUUCUUUAAUCGUAGGGGCAUCUGCAGAAGCUCCAAUAUCAGGCAACAAAGCUGACGUCACAUUGGCGGCAUAUAAUGCAAUACAAGCUGCUUUAAGACUUAUGCUUAUUAUAAUAAAUAGAAAUAUUGGUAUUUUAUAUAGAAAAUAAGUCAUAUUUAGGAGAAAUUUCAUAUCAAGCCUGGUAGCACAAACACAGAAGUCACACAAGUUUUCAAUAAAAUCGCUACAGAUUACGGUUGCAACGUCCUUGAAGGAGUCCUCUCCCACGAAAUAAAGCAGCAUGUAAUAGACGGGAACCAUGUGAUUAUUGGCAAAGAAAGUUUCGACCAACACGUAGAAGAAUUCCAAUUCGGAGCCAACGAAGCUUAUAUUAUUGACAUUUUCCUGUCAACUGGUGAAGGAAAACCUAAAGAAUCUGAACAAAGGACGACUGUUUUCCAGAGAGCAUUAGACAUGACUUAUAACUUAAAGCUGAAAAGUUCAAGAAACUUCUUAACAGAAGUCAAUAGAAGGUUCCCUACACUUUUGUUCUCAUUGAGAUCAUUUGCAGACCAACGAAAUGCGAGGGUAGGAGUCUCUGAGUGUCUGAAUCACAAUAUGCUUUACAGUUUUCCUGUUAUUACAGAAAAGCCUGAUGACUUUGUAGCUCAGUUUAAGGUGACUGUGUUGGUGCUUGAGACAGGGACUAUUGUGAUAACACCACUGAUUUUCAGCCCUGAGACUUGCCAGAGUGAUAAGACUGUUACUGAUGAAGCUGUUAAAGCAUUAUUGGCAACUCCAAUGGCAACUGUAGCAGUCGCAAAGCCAAAGAAAGCAAAGAAGAACAAGAAAAAGAAAAAAGCAGCAGCAGAAGGAGAGACUAAAGAGGAAACAGAAGAAACCAAAGCAGAAUAA
Blepharisma stoltei is the source of this 1253-nucleotide messenger RNA. NCBI's taxonomy places the organism in Eukaryota, Ciliophora, Heterotrichea, Heterotrichida, Blepharismidae. The record is from the annotation of a GenBank genome assembly.